AUGGAACUAAUAAAACAAGAAAUAGAUAAAUAAUAAAAAUAAACAAAGGAAGUAGAUUUAAUAGAUUUUAUUUACAUAUUAUUGACAAAUUUAGAACACAAAUAGGAAGAAACUUUCUAUUAUAUAAUAUCAAUAAUAGAUUUAUUCAAAAAAAUAACUGAAACAAGCAAGAGUUCAUUUACUCAUAUAAAUUUUAAUUAAUUAACUGACUAUAUUUGUGAAGUAAAAAUAUAUAUAUAUUUAGUAACAACAACAAAAAUAAAAAAAAACAUUUGUCCUUAAAAAAAAUAUAACAAUAAUUCAAAAAUUCGAAAAAUAGAUAUAAAUCCUCCUCUUAUAUAUGGAAAAACAGAAGAAGGAAUUAAAAGAUUAAACCUAAAUUCUUUAAAAGCAGAUUCAUAUCGACAUAAUAAUAAUAGUAUUACAAAAGGUGUUUAUGUAUAAGAUAUUUAAAGAAUACUUAUUUUAGAUUAUUUAUGUAGUUAUAUUAGUUUAUAUAAAUUAAAUAUGAAAUAUGAUCAUAAUGUGCCUAUUAAGUAAAAUAAAGAAAACGAUAUAAUCCUUUAUUUUGCAUAUUCAUAAAUUGAAUAAAGAAUUGGUGCAUGCUUAUAAAAUUUAUGUUUAUAGUUUUGGGAUUGUAGAGGUGAUUAUAAGUUUAGUAAAAUAUUUGAUAUACAUAAAUUAGUAAAUGUUGUCUAAAAUAAGAUAUUUUAUAUAGAAAGUUUCAAAAUAUGGAUUACUACUGAUUCUUUAUAUCAUAUAAAUGUAUGGAAUAUAGAAAAAGAAGUUUUAAGUUUUUAAUUAAAUAAUAAUAAAAAAGUUAUAGAAGGAGAAAUAAUCGAUAUAAUAGAUAUAAUUCAUUUAAAAUUAAUAGGAGUUGCCUCUUUAGAUAAAAAAAUAAGUAUAUGGGAUUUUAAUAAAUAAAUUUAGGUUUAAAUUAUAUCUCUUGAUAAUUCAGGAAUCCAUCAUUUAGUGUAUUUUUACUCCUUUUAAGUACUUUUAAGUUGUGGAUUUGGUAAUAAUAUUUUGGUACAUAAGAUAAACCCAAUCUAUUUUGACCAUGAUAUAUAAGGUAAUCUAAUCGGACAUUAAAGUGUAGUUACUGCAGUUUAGGUUAUUGAAAAAAGCCCUAUGAUUGUUAGUGGAGACUAUUUGGGGUAUGUGAAAAUUUGGGAUUUGAGAAGUUUAAAGUGUAUACAAAGCGUUAAUUUAGGGGAAAAGAGUAUUAUUUAGGACAUUAUUUAUAUUGAAUAGGAAAAUAUGAUUUGUAUAGUAGGAAACAGAUUAAAUUUUAUAUAUUUUGAUUAUGGAAUAAAAUAAUAAUAAUAAGAAAAUUGUGUAUUUCCAAUUAAAGUUGAAGUUAAUUUAGAAAAAGAAGAAAUUUUAGUCUGUACUAGAAAAGAUUUGAGGUUUUUUUGCCUUAAUAGUGGUAAACUAAAAUAUUAGUUUAAUGGACUAUUGGAUAAUUAAGACGAUGAAAUUAGUUGUUUUUAAAGUUUUGAGUAAUAUCAGAAAUUUGCUUUGAGUGAUUAAAAAGGGAAUAUUUAAAUUCAUAGUUUUAUAAAUGGGAAAAAAGAGAAAAGUUUAAUUGGAUGUGUUGUGGAGAUUUCGGGUUUAAAAUUUGAUUUUUUAAAUAAACUUUUUAUAAGCUCUUCCUUUGAUGGUAAGAUUUUUAUUUAAAAUGAAAAUGAGUUUAAGAGGUAAAUUUUAAAUGUUUUCUAUAAAAAGGAAAUUCAUCUUUUGGAAAUCUCUGUUUAUCAUAAUUUAAUUGUAGUCUGUAAUUUCCAUAAUAAUAAUAUUUAUAUUUUUAAUUAUGAGUAUUGUAAACUCGUAUCUUGUAUAUAAGUAGAAGGAAGCCCAAGUAGUUUAUAAUUUAUAAAUAGAUUUGAAAUACUUAUUAUAAGUACAUCAAAUGGAAAGAUUUACUUAUUAAAAUUUGAGUAAAAUGAAUUAAAAAUCUAGUUUUAGUUAUUAGAUUAUUUAUCGUUUUUUAAAGAAAAAGAAGAAGAAGAAAACUCAAAUAAAAAAAUUUCAAUUGAAUCAAAAAAACUUCAAAAUUGUAUUAUUUAUGCUUGUACUAAUAAAGGGAAUAUUUUUAUAAUUGAUUGUCAGAAUUUGUUUAAAAUUCAUCAUUUUUUUUAAAAAGAACAUGUCAAUUAGAAAUAAAAUUAUAAUCCUUAGAGGACAUUAACCGAAGAUUUUUAAGUACAAAUAGACUAGGCUUAGUUCGAGAAAUUAAAACUGUAUAAAAUUAAACGAUAGAAUAAUCUUUUGAAUAUAUAAUAAUAAUUUAAAGCACAUUAGGAUUCUAUUAUAGGGAUCGAUAGUACUUUUUUAGGCAAGAAGUGUAUAUUUAGUAGUUCUUUGGAUUCUUAUGUUAAGUUUUGGAAGAUUGAUGGAUUAUAAUUAGUCGCAAGUUUAAAAUUAAGUCAUCCUUUACCCAUAUUAUGGAAUAUAAAUGUAGAAAAAGAGACUUUAAUGAAAAAAAAAAUACUCUAUGGAAUAAAAAUAUGGAAAAUUUUAGGAGAAAAAAAGGAUAAAUAUUUUAAAAUUAUUGGAAAUUUUGAUUUUUUAAUGAAAAAAAAAAAGAAAAUAUAGAUUUUUAAGAAAAAAAUACAAAAAAAUAAUAAGAAAAUGAAAAAAUUUUAAUGA
This is a messenger RNA of Ichthyophthirius multifiliis, 2652 nucleotides long. RefSeq lists its product as hypothetical. The record is from RefSeq and is a predicted model, not a curated record. The transcript is spliced from 4 exons. Gene Ontology annotation, cellular component: Cdc73/Paf1 complex. Lineage: Eukaryota; Ciliophora; Oligohymenophorea; Hymenostomatida. Gene Ontology annotation, molecular function: protein binding.